Messenger RNA from Nelumbo nucifera (sacred lotus), 4483 nucleotides. Its product is annotated as nuclear matrix constituent protein 1. Gene Ontology annotation, biological process: nucleus organization. The record is from RefSeq and is a predicted model, not a curated record. NCBI's taxonomy places the organism in Eukaryota, Viridiplantae, Streptophyta, Magnoliopsida, Proteales, Nelumbonaceae. Gene Ontology annotation, cellular component: nucleus.
GCGAUCGGCGCAAAGCGGGAAGGGAAAAGGCUGCGGUCGCAGAAAAGCGUGAAAUAGAGGUUCGUUUUCUUGAGUUUCGGAUUUCAGCACUCCGACUUGCCGGAAUUUGGGAAUUCCGUUCACGUCCGGCUAGGGUUUGUUUUUUUCUUCUUUAAUUAAUCGUUUUCAUCUAGAAUUCGUGAAAUCAGUGUUCCGGAGGUUCAAUAACGGAGCGAAUUCUUACCCUCUAGGGUUUCUUCAGUUGUCCUUCGAUUUCUUGGUUAUGAAGUUGAACCCAAGAUCCGGAACUGCGGGUUUCGUGGAAGAUUUAUAGCGGAGAAGUGUCUGAUGUUUACGCCGCAGAGGAAGGUGUGGUCGGGCUGGUCACUUACGCCGAGGAGUGACGUGCGGAAGAAUGGUGGGGCGUCGGUUCCAAACCCUAGAAAUGGCGGAGGCGGAGAUGGAAGUGUUGCAAAGGGAAAAAGUGUUGCUUUUCUUGAAGGGCCGCCGCCUCCGCUGGGUUCAUUAGCUGACAAUGGGGGAAAUAAUGUGACAGUGUUGGACGGUGGUGGUGACAUGGAUGACUGGCGACGGUUUUCAGAGGCUGGAUUGUUGGACGAGGCGUCACUGGAGAAGAAGGACCGGUUAGCGCUCGUCGAGAAGGUUUCGAAGCUAGAAAAAGAGCUUUUUGAAUACCAAUAUAAUAUGGGGCUGCUUCUGAUUGAAAAGAAAGAAUGGACUUCUAAGAAUGAAGAACUCAGGCAAGCAUUAAUUGAAGCACAGGAGAUCCUCAAGCGUGAACAAGCUGCACACUUAAUUGCAAUAUCUGAAGUCGAGAAGCGAGAAGAAAAUCUGAGGAAGGCUUUGGGAGUUGAGAAGCAGUGUGUGGAUGAUCUUGAAAAGGCUUUGCGUGAGAUGCGUGGGGAGUAUGCAGAAAUCAAGUUUACAUCUGAUACAAAGUUAGCUGAAGCAAGUGCUUUGGUUGUUAAUAUUGAGGAGAAGUCUUUGGAGGUGGAAGCAAAGCUGCAUGCUGCAGAUGCCAAUCUUGCUGAGGCAAGAAGAAAGAGUUCAGAGGUGGAAAGGAAGCUGCAAGAAGUGGAAGCUCGUGAAAGUAUACUUCGAAGGGAACGUCUAUCCCUAAAUGCAGAGCGAGAAGCACAGGAGACAACUUUGUCUAAACAGAGAGAAGACUUGAGAGAGUGGGAAAGGAAACUACAGGAGGGCGAAGAGAGGUUGGGUGAGGGUCGGCGAAUCUUGAACCAGAGAGAGGAGAGAGCAAAUGAAAACGACCGACUUCUUAAGCAAAGAGAAAAGCAUCUUGAAGAGGUUGAAAAGAAGAUUGAUAUGAUGAAUAUAACUUUAAAAGAGAAAGAAGAUGACAUAAAUACUAGAUUAGCAAAUCUAAUUGCAAAAGAGGAGGAAGCUGAUUUGACCAAAAGGAGCCUAGAUAUGAAAGAGAAGGAACUUCUUGUGCUAGAAGAGAAGCUAAAUGCUAGAGAAAGAAUGGAGAUCCAACAGAUCCUUGAUGAGCACAACAACAUUCUGGAGAAGAAGAAACAUGAAUUUGAGUUGGAAUUGGAGCAGAAGAGGAAAUCCUUGGAUGAAGAACUGAAAAGCAGAGUAGUUGAAGUGGAUCAGAGGGAAGUUGAAGUUAACCACAAAGAGGAAAAAAUUGCUAAACGGGAGCAGGCAGUAGAGAAGAAAUUGGAGAAAUCUAAGGAGAAGGAAAAGGACCUUGAGUCAAAAUCGAAAGCUUUGAAGGAGAGGGAGAAAGUUCUCAAAGCUGAGGAGAAGAGCUUAGAGAUACAGAAGAAACAAAUGCUUUCUGAAAGAGAGAACUUGGUGAUACUCAAAGCUGAAGUGGAGAAGAUAAAGGCUGACAUUGAUGAGCAGCAAACGAGGAUAUGCAAAGAAAGGGAAAAGCUCAAAGUAACUGAAGAUGAGAGAGCUGAAUAUAUUCGGCUGCAAUCAGAGCUGAAACGGGAGAAUGAUAAAUGCAGGCUUGAGAAGGAAUUAUUUUUGAAGGAGGUUGAGGAUUUGAGGCAGGAAAAGGAGCAUUUUGAGAGGGAGUGGGAAGUUUUGGACGAAAAGAGAACUGAAAUUAUGAAAGAGUUGAAGAAGGUAAGUGAAGAGAAAGAAAGGCUGGAGAAACUGAAAACCUCAGAAGAGGAAAGGCUGAAAAAUGAAAGGAUUGCGAUGCAGGAUUCUGUGAAAAGGAAGGAGGAAGCUCUAAAACUGGAGAAAGAAUCUUUCACUGCCUGCAUGGAGCAUGAACAAUCAGUGCUUUCUGAAAAAGCUCGAAGUGAGCAUGAUCAGAUGCUCCAUGACUUUGAGCUGCUGAAAAGGGAACUCGAGGCUGAUAUUCAUAAUAGACAAGAGGAAAUGGAGAAACACUUGCAGGAAAGAGAGAGGGAAUUUGGAGAGGAGAGGUCUAGAGAACAGAAUAAAAUUGACCACCUAAGGGAGGUGGCUCGGAGAGAAAUGGAAGAAAUGGAGCUGGAAAGACGUAGAAUCAAAAAAGAAAAAGAAGAGGUUGCUACAAACAAAAGGCAUCUUGAAGUACAGCAACUUGAAAUGCGGAAAGACAUUGAUGAUCUUGUUACGCUUAGCAAGAAGCUCAAGGAUCAGAGAGAACAAUUUCUCAGGGAGAGAGAACACUUCCUUGCAUUCGUGGAGAAAAACAAGGAUUGCAUGAACUGUGGAGAAAUUAUCAGUGAAUUUGUGUUCUCUGAUCUGCAGUCCCUUCAAGAGCUCGAUGGUGCCGAGGUCCUUCCCCUGCCAAGACUGGCUGAAAAUUAUCUGGAGUCAAUGCAAGGUGGUGGCACCAGUGCUGAUGGGGCAAAUACUGAAUUUUCUCCUGGAGGAACAUGUUUGGGUUCUCCUGGUGGACGCAUGUCUUGGCUCCGGAAAUGCACUUCCAGAAUAUUUAACUUCUCCCCAAUCAAAAAGACUGAGCAAGUUGCUGCUCAAGGCCUAGGUACGGAAUCUCUUCCUACAGAAGUUAAUAUAGAAGAAGAAUCAUCAAAAAGGUUAGUUGGUGCCGAAGAUGAACCAGAACCUUCCUUUGUGGUACCAAGUGAUUCUUUUGAUGUCCAGAGGAUCCAAUUAGAUAAUAGCAUCAGAGAGUUGCAAGAUGAACCAACUUUAUCUGUUGAACAGAGCAACAUGGAUAGCAAGACAGAAGAAUUACCAGAAGAUUCCCAACAUUCGGAGCUGAAGAGUGGUAGACGCAAAUAUGCCAAGAAACGUAGGCCCAUGCGUAGAACACGUUCUGUGAAGGCUGUUGUUGAGGAUGCAAAGGUUAUUCUUGGGGAAACCCCAGAAGAGAAUAAGAAUGAACAAAAUGGGAAUAGAGAAGGUUUUGUCGAUAUUGUUGAAGAAAGCCGAGGAGAUUCUGGUAUGGCAAGCAUGGGGCGGAAGCGUAACCAUGCCCAUGCUUCUAUAACUACUGUGAGUGAGCAGGAUGCUGAUGACAGUGAAGUGCGCUCAGAUAGUGUUACAACAGGUGGGCGGAGAAAGAGGAGGCAAACAGUUGCACCGGCUAUGCAAACUCCAGGUGAAAAGCGAUACAACCUAAGGCGUCCGAAAGUUGUGGGCAAAGCUGUAGCAGCAGUUCAAGCAACAUCUGAUCCCACCAAAGGAAUGAAGAAGGCAGCUGAUGGUGGUGAGGUUACAGGAGAAGAAGCUUCCAAGCAGGAAGCUGCCAUUGCAGAUUCUCAGGGAGUUAAUGGUGAGAAUGGGCAAAGUACACGUUUGGUGCAGGUGACAGCAUUAGAAAGUGUGGUGGAAAUUCAUGAGAUCUCAGCCGAUAGAGCUGUCAGGUUUGAGACAGUAACUGGUGGUGGCAAUGCUGAGGCAAUGAUGUUGAUUGGGAAUGCAGAGUUGAGUGAAGAAGUGAAUGGGACAACAGAAGGGCCGGUUGAGUAUGGUGAUGAAGAGUAUGCGAGUGAAGGUGACGAGGGAGAUGGAUUUGGGGACGAAGAUGAGGAUGAUGAUGAUGAUGAGUCUGAGCAUCCAGGCGAAGUGUCAAUUGGGAAAAAGUUGUGGAAUUUCUUCACAACGUGAUUAGGUUCCACCUGUGUUUUUGGCACGUUGAUGGGGGUGAGUCUUGACUGCAUCAAGUUUUUUGAGCUUGCUGUUAAGAGCUCUCUCUCUGUUGUCUUGUGUAUUAACAUUUGAAAUGUACUGUAACUAGGGACCUCUCUCAUUUCAAGUGGGAGUGGGAGGAUAGGACGGUCUUUCUAUUUUUUCCCCUUUAUCUCUCUUUUAUAUCGAUAUUGUUUCCGUUGUGCCUUUGGUUAGGAUAUCGGUCUGUUUUAUUAUUUUCAGCAGGCCUGUGUUGAUUUGUAGUAAAUAGAUCCCCCUGUUUAACAUUGGCACUAUCAGCCUGCCUUUUCCAUUGUCUAAAUUAUUUGUAUCCACUAUCAACUACUGUUGUUUCUUUUCCCCAAUCACUCUUUUCCUGAUUUCUGUUGUCUUGACUCUGGAGUUGGAUUAUUGGAUA